CCAACAGAUUGUUCAUUAACAUUAAAGGAUUUUACAGGAUGGUUAGACUCAACGUUACUUCCUUAUCGAUAUAAAAAUUGCACAUUCCAUUUUCCGAAAUUAAUACAAAAUCAAUAUAAAAGUCAACCACCUGGGAUGCUUGUAAGAUUAAUGCGAUUAAAUGUGCCAUGUACCAGUGGCGGUUUUAUAAGAUUUAACAAAACAAUUACAUUAUGUGGAAAGCUUGAGGAAUUGUCCGAAUCUCAACGCACACUUUACUUCCAAUCAUUCGACAACACAUCAUUUAGUAUAUUUAAUUAUCCGAAAUUUUAUUUCGUUUAUAAGCUCGUCGACUAUUGUUACAAUGUAACACUAAUGGAUCAAAAUAGUUCAUUUAUAAUUCAGCCAAUGAGUCAUUUGGCACUAAAAUGUCAUUUUAAAAUACAUUUACCAUUUGGCCAUAAUAUUGCAUUAAAAUUACGCCUUAAUGGAAGUGAUAAUGUGCCGAAUGUCGUACGUGACAUUCAAAUGACACAUUCGACGACGCGCAACGAUGACCAUUCAAUGCAUUUAGACUAUAAUAAGAUCGAUGAUGAAUUUAUAGAAUUAGAGAAUUUUGCUCCUAACACCGACUCGUUUACAUUCGAGAGUCACAGAAAGAUUGACUGCGAAUGGAUUUUAAUCGAAAUUAUCAAUCGAAUGAAUGAGAAAUGGAGUGAAUGUUUGAAAUUGUCCGAUCGUAAAGCAAAUAUUGAAUUUAAACUCGCAUCGCCAGACAAUGUAUUGCUUAUUCGAAUAACAAAGAGACAACAAAUGACAAUGCAACAAAUUUCUAGCACAAAUGUUCUCGACAGUACAACGAUCAUGAGUGAAAAUAAUGUAAAAAAAGAGAUUUCAUUUCUAAAUCUUGAAUAUACAGCUGUUCCAAUAGAAAAUAUAGUGUCACAAUGUGCCUUCGGAUGGAUACUCAUUGGUCAAUAUUGCGUUGCAUCGUUCGACGAACUUAUGACAUGGGAUGGUGCUGAGAAUAAGUGUAAUGAGCUUGGUGGUCAUUUAGCUUCAAUUAGUAAUGAAAAUGAGCAGCAAUUGGUGGAUAGAAUGCUGAUUAAUAGUGCACAUUACAACGAGCACGUGUCUUACUGGAUAGGAGCAACGGAUAAGUACUUUGAGGGUGACUUCCGGUGGACGGAUGGACAACAAUUCUCGUUCACAAAAUGGUUUCCCGGAUGGCAAGAGCAUGGAAAUUAUAAUCGACAGCCAAACGAUGAUGGAUUAAGCGAGCAGGAUUGUGUGGAAAUAAGAAAAUUUUAUCAUCGACCUUCCACAAGUGGAAUAUCCUCAACAACAACCUCACUUACCGAGUCAUUCAUGUGGAAUGAUCGUGAUUGUGCAACGAGAAACUUUUUUUUAUGUGAACGGCCUCUUAUUGAUGAGCCUGUGGGUACUCUCGAGACAGAAGAUUGUAAUAAAACAAUUCAUUUGACACGUGACAAUAUGAAGAUGAGCAUCACAAGUCCAGGAUAUCCGAGAUAUUAUUCGGACAAUAUCAAUUGUUUUACAUUUAUCACAGCAAUACCUGGAUUUAGAAUAUUUAUAGAGUUUGAAGAGAUGGUGCUUGAGAAUGAGCCACAAUGCUCAUAUGAUUUCGUAGAGAUGUUUGAGCCAUUUUCAAAUAUCACAAUGAGGUCAACAAGACAGAAACGAAAUAAGGAGGAGAUGAAGAUUAAUGACUUUUCAAGUAUACAACAGCAACAGUUCCUUGAGUUUCAGCAAUUGUUGCGUGAUUACGAGAAUCAAAAAGCUGAAUACCGAAACAUAUUUCAGCCGUCGAAUAGCACAUACAAUACAUUUAUUCCACCACCCAGUACAUUAAGUGACCGGAUGCCACGAAAAAUGUGCGGCGAUUGGAGCUCAAAACUAAAAUUAUUGCGAUACAGGUCAAGGAGCAAUUUUCUUGGCAUUCGUUUCUCUUCCGAUUACUCGCACCAUUUUAGUGGAUAUAAAGCAAAAAUUUCCUUGGAGAAAGCUGCAUCGGAGUGUGUCGAUGAACGUUUAAAAUUAUUCAACGAAUCAUGCUAUCUGGUUGUAUCAUUUCCCGAGGUCGAGUGGGUUGUUGCACAAAAAAUAUGCCAUAGUUUGGGCGCACAAUUAUCAUCGGUCUCAUCCUCCGAUGAGCACAGAUUUAUUGUCACAGCAAUAAGGAACAAUGCGGAAUAUAAUCAUCGUCGUUUCUAUUGGCUCGGCGGUGAAUAUUCAAAAGAUGGCGAAUUUGAAUGGACUGAUGGCUCAAAGAUAUCAUUUACGGGUGGAUGGACGCAAGGUCAAGAAAAGUUAAUGUCAAAAGCACUAAAUGAUCCAGUCUGCUUGGGUCUACAAUGGAAAUCAACUGGCAGUUUAAGACUUCCAUCAAAUUUAUUUUGGUCAUCACAAAAGUGUUCACAAUUAGGUGGUUAUGUGUGUAAGCAAAAUAAGAAAAGCAAUACAUUAAUACAAAAUAUGACAAUCACGGAAAUUGAGGGACGAUUAACAUCGCCUGACUAUCCGAAUCAAUAUUCAUCGAACAUUAAUUAUUGGGUUAAAAUAAUUGCACCGAAACGAAGUCGAAUAAUAAUGCAAUUUCAAAAGAUUGACAUCGAAUAUCAGCAGGAGUGUCUGUACGACUAUGUCAGCAUACAAGACUCCGAAUUUCAUUAUGUACAAACAAAUCAGAAUGACUUAAAUUCGCCAUCAACGAAAAAUGGCGAUGCAAAUAGUGAUGAGACAUCAACACGUCACGUCCUUGACCGAAGAAGAAAACGAGCAGCUAAUAAAAUUGAAAUUAAAACUGUUGGUGUAAAUGACUCAUCGCCAUCAUUUCAAGCGUACGUACGAUGGUGUGGCAGUCAUGAUGGUGAUAUGUCAAAAUUUGAUUUUGUCUCGCGCUCAAAUGAGAUACUUCUCAAUUUUUUUACCGACAAUGCUAUUGCGGGUGAAGGAUUCUCGGCAAUAUGGAGAUCGAUUGACUUAUCAGCAUGUCCUGGUCAAACUUUAACGUCACGCGAGGGAAAUAUAAGCAGCCCAAAUUUUCCACAUUUUUUAUUUCACAAUCUCAACUGCAGUUAUACAAUUCAAGCACCGAUUGGACGUAAAAUUUGGAUAGAAUUUCUAACAUUCAACAUUGAACAUGAUGCGUCAGUACACAUAGACCUUGGUGACGGUGUUCUAUUACAGCCAUUUCAAGACUCAACGAUUGUGAGUGACGGUGUCUUUGCGAGUCUUGGUGAACACGUUAAAAUCUUUAUGAGAACUAGAAACAGUCCACGAGGGAAGGGCUUUAAUGUGGUAUUUCGUACAAUGCCACAAAUUGUUGAACAUCGAAUUGUAAACUUAUCAAAUUCGACAUUUGGACGUGUUUACCAUCUCAAUUAUCCACAUUCAAGGGGCAUGCCGGAAAGUAUUGAUUACACACAACAUCUCAUAGCACCUUCGGGCGAUGUCAUAUCGAUCGAGCUACGUAGUGUCCAAUUUACUGAGAAUGGAUGUAACGAUAGUGCUGUAAUUGAGAUUUACGAUAAAUAUGCUGAUAGAAAUGGGACAUUUUGGCAACUAUGUACAAUAAAUACAAAAAUAGACUCGAAUAGCAUUAAACAGACUUCCGCGCCAGCUAUUUUCAUAACUUCAUAUCUCAAUACGAUUCACAUACGACAGUAUUCAAACAAUAAUCAACUUGGUUUUCUAAAUGCCACCGUACGUGUUCAGUCAGAUAUAAACUUCAAAAUUAAACUGAUAACGAGUACUGAAGAUUGGGUGGAGAGCUGUAAUCCAAAUCCAUGUCAACAUGGUGGCAAGUGCAUUCUAUCAGGCAAAAAGCAAAUUUGUCAAUGCAUUGGACAUUAUACGGGUCGCUUUUGUGGAUUAACAAUGUGUGAACUUGAGCCAUGUGUGUUUGGACAGUGCGAAUUAACUGUAAAUGGCUUUAAGUGUCAUUGCCAAUCGGGCUACUUGGGCAUGACGUGUGAUCAAAGACAGAAACCGUGCAAUGAUAAUCCAUGCGAGAAUCGUGGUCAAUGUGUUGAAAAAAAUGGUGGCUAUGAGUGCAGAUGCUUUGCAUGGUUCGAGGGGCCAAAAUGUGAGAGACGAAUGAAAAUUCCAUAUCGUCCUCUUUCCGAGCGAAUGCUACAAGAGCCGUUUUGGUUGGGUUUAAUAACUGUUUUUGUUGUGCUGUCCGUAAUUGGAAUGGUAUGGUGUGCCAAGAGACAUUUUCCGGAAAAAAUUGAAAAAUUAUUGCAAGAGGAGGCUGAUCGGAAUCGUCCAUCACAUUUACGGCACCAUCAUCACAUAUCAUUGAGAGAGCAAUUGCAAGUAGCUGGCGCCGCAAACAAUCCAAUUAUGCAGGGAUCGACAGGACAGGCGAAUGUAACGACGCCCGGAAGUGACUCACGAAAGUCAAUCUUCAAUCGUUUGGGUAUAAGAAAACCAUCUAUUUUAAGCCUCAGCAGUCCUCAAAUUCCAUCCGGUUCCACUGCGCGUACAUUCUCGCUAGAUGAUCUUUUGAGGCCACCUCCUCGUCGUACACCGUCACCAAGAAAGAAGCGAAACAACUCGACGCCAACUCGCAAAAAUAAUGCUGAGAAAAAGCAAAUUUUGCAGCAGCUUGUGUCGCCAAAUACGAAUAAGGUAACACUCGGAGAAUUGAUUCAGUUGUCAGAAAGUUCAAACGCAAUAGUUCAUGCAAACAAUUCUUCACACGACUCAGAUGAUAUCAAAGAGACAGCAUUUAAUGAUAGUUCAACAUCGACGCUUGUAGGCACAGGUUUGCUUACACGACAAUUAUCAUCCGAUCCAAAACUCGAGAAAAAGGUAACAUUCGCACGUUUGCUGAGUAAAAUGUCAGCUGAGAUAACAAGUGGAACUGAUAUUGAUGGCAAUCAUUCGAGUGCUUUGAGUCUCCCAACAGAAGUUCAAUUUCGAGCAAGUUCCGUUCCACCAUCACCAUGUACAAAUGAUAUUCGAUCGCCUCAUAGUACGUCCUCAAAUCAAGGCAGUGGCUCUUUGUCAAGUAGUGAGCUUGCGUUACAUGACUUUUCAUUACGACAAAAUAGCAAUCGAAAGCAGAGACCAAAGGUGUCGAGUGCUGAUUCAAUAUUGGCAAUGUUUAGAAACUUUGCGUCAUCAAAUGCUGGCAUCAAUUUACCUGCAUCCCUUAUAAUUUCUCCAUCAUCAACCCCUACAGCAUCGUCACCUCAAGACGAUAUCGUUGGUGAUGAUGAGUCGUCAACAUCAUCAAUACCCACGCCAGUCAGUUUCACAAGUAAUGCUCCAGAAUCACCGAUAUUUUAUCGUCAAAGUACAAUCGAAGUUCCUGUACUCGAUGCAAUUAAUGCACACAAGUCACAACCAAUGCAAAGUCAUCUCCAUCCUCCAACGAUUCUCCUUGAGAUUCCAGGCAAUAUCAAUAAAUGUUUAUCGCCAAUACGGGAACUACCAACACCGAUGCCAUCACCUGCAUUAACACCGGUAAUGCCACGACCACAUCGUAUGAUCAAAUCACAGCAGGUUCAUGAUGAAACAAUAUCAGUCACAUUUAGCGAUGAAGACGAUAAAAAUCAGCCACAGCACAAGCCACAUCACAUUCUAGUCGACCUAUCCACCGAAUUGAAUCGGAGAGAAGAUUCUGAAAAUGAAGAUUCAAUAACAACGCCAACGAAUACAAUAUCAUCAAGUGACAAUUCACGCUGCUCAGUACGUCAAUCAAAAUUAGUAUCAAUGCCAGCAAUUGACAUUUGUCCACCUACACCUGUUGAUGUAGAGCGCAAAAUAUAUCCCUUGUCUCAAAGACCAAAAGAUCUUAUAAUACCUGAUCUUAUUAUACAAACGCCAAGUCCAACAAAGGAAAGAUUACCUCUGCUCAUAUUUCCGGGAUCACCACCGCCACAACGUGCAAGUAUUGGCGAGACCAGCGGAUUAUUUCCGAAUAGACAACAACAGAAACGAUUAAUGAUGCAAUAUGAGAAAUAUGAGAAGCCAGGGUCACUGGAUUUUCAAUUUGCCCCGCCGAUGAUAACAAUAAUUCCUGCUAAUAUGAGUGAAGCUGAAUCUGACGCAGAAUUCAUAUCGCCAGCUACAUCAAAAGCCUCAUUGAUGCCACACAGUAAACAUUUAUUAAAUCCAUCAGGCAUGACACAUUUGAGUCCAUUUUCGAUGUGCACACGUGGCGAUAGAGCGCCAUCGGAGGGCAAUUUAAGUUCGUCAGGAUAUUCAAGCAUGGCAAGUCCUGGACCGAGUCGUUGCAACUCUAAUAAUCCAUUAUGUCCAAAUGAAAUUGAUUGUAACUCAUCACAAUGCGGUGAUUUAACGAUAGUAAUUCCAACAAUAGCACGACGACAUCAAUCAAUAUUGAAGAAGACCGAUGACAGUAAGAAGGGAAAUGAAAAUAAUUCUAAUGAUUGUGAACAGCAAUUUCGUAAACGAUCGGACUCAGAGACAUUAUCAGAUGAGACGCUGUUAGAGUCAAACGAUGAAGGUAUCGGAACGGAUCAUCUAGAUGAGAAGAUUGAAGAUGGAGACAUAAGAAGCGCAAAAGAACUCGAAAUAUUUAUUGGAAAAGAAUUCUUGGAGAACGGUAAAACUUUAAUGGGAACUGAGGAAGUUCUCACAAUGUCACAACUCCAAUUGCCAUCGAUUGUAAUUCAAUCAGAGUCCGGAUAUGAUAAAUUAUCUCCCGUCUCGUCACGUUCAGAAAGUCCAUUGAGCGAUCGAAAUAACAAUGGAAUGGGAAGAUUUUCUCCGCAAUUUUAUAAUAAACGUGAGCAGCAAUUGCCAUUUACCGACUCAGACGGACUUUAUGAUUUUCCAUCGUCUGAUGGUAAGAGCAGUGGACAUUAUCGGAAAACUGUUGGAAAGAGACGAGACAAGAGAAAUUUAAAAUCAAAUCAACCACAAUCACCAUCAAAGUCAUCAAUUCUUCUGGAGAUUCCUCAAAAGGCAAUCACAAUAAAUUGUACACAAACGAAUGUUCCAUCGAAAUACAACAGUGUAAAUGUCAAUAGGAAGAGUCCGAAAAGACGAUCACAUGCUAGAUACACACCGAGCAGUUCCUCGUCUACAGAAUCACUAACGACAACAAAAGAGAUGUCCAUGCCAUCAAUAAAAUUGCGUGACUGUUUAAUAGAGAAUAUCGAGUCAAGGCAAUAUGUGAACGUGCUUGAUGAUGCGGAUAAAUCAUCAGCAUCUCUUUCAUCGUCCGAGUAGUCCACGCUCUUCAUCAUCAUUCUAUUCAUUUAUGUUUGAAAGUUUGCGUUCGUGUGUUUUCCGUUCUUUCGUUUCCUUUUGAAUUUUUGAUGUAUUUGUGUACUUAUAAUUAUCUAAAAUGCUAAGUAUGGACCAGGAUCGUCCAGUUUUGUUCCCAAGAAGACAGCAGAGACGAUGGUCCCAAAGAAAGUCGAACAACAAUUGCAGCAGCAGCCGAAGAAAUUAAGUCGACUGAAGGCUAUUGGGAAUCAGAUACGAUUUCUGAGACGAUUAGAGCAAGCGUUAAGAGAUCGAGACAAGAAUAUGUCGGAUAGCUGUAAUGACAAUGAGAGCGACAUAAUGGAUUCGCCGAAGGUAACAUCACCGUUAUUAGCAUCCAGCAAGAAUACAGCAAAACAAAAACCAUCAGCAUUUAAAUUCGCACGACAGAAGCGUGUCGUGAAUGUAUAUACAUUUGAGCCGGAUCGUGAAAAUUCAUUAUUAGAUAAGGAUUUCCUGAGUGAUUAAGUGUGAAUAAUUUUUCCUUCUCAUAUUAUCUUGAUUUUUCCUUUUUUCCGUUCCUUAAUUAUUCAUGAUUUUAAUUAGAGAAAAUGAAGAAGCUUCCAUGCUGUCUGGGUAUGGAUAAUGAAAAGCUUUUGACAUUAAUUUGAACUUUUUGUGUGAUAAAAUAAAUUUAAAACAUGUUUGCGAUGUAAAAAGAAAAAUUGUGUGAUAUGUACUUAAUAAAAACAAUUUAGUAAGUUUCUCAAUUUGGUCAAACAAAAAAAUAUAAUAUAAAGUAAAAAGCUAGGAUGUAAGAAAAGUUUGUGCUUAUGAAAAAAAAGUCAAUUGAGCUCUAAUAGCCGAAAAGUUUGAGAUAUUGACGAUGAAUUUACGAGAAUUGACAGAAAUCGUCAACAUCUGAGAAGUUUGAGUUAUGGACAAAGGGAAAGUUCAGUUGGAUAUGAUGUUUUGACAUUUACUUGAUAACGUUAGCAUGACAAUGUCUUCAAACUUAAAAGUUUCUUAACUAGAAGAUCAAUUUUUGGAUUGUUGAACUUUUUUCAUGGGCUUUUUGCUGUUUGCAAGAGUUUGCAUUAAUGAUUUGGUUCCAUCACACCUAUGGACUAAAGUUGGUUACAGCGGAUAGCUCUAGAAACCAAACCCCUGACAUCUAUGUCCUCCAAUCCAUUUAUUAAUGCCAAUAAUUUGUCAAAAAGUUUUAUGUUAAUUCGCAUCUGAAUGAACACAGAACUAAAGCUACUAAAGCACAAUUCUACAAAAAUAGAAUUAACAUAAAAGCCAAAUUAGUUCCAAUCCAUUAAACAGAAAUGGGUUCAUUGAACAUUGAAUUUCUUGUGCUAAUCCAUAAAUUGAGUGUUGAUCUCCAUCACUAAUCACAUUUUCUCGAGAAUGAAAUUAACAAGAAAACUUUUCGUCCACAUAAACUUCCUAUUCAGCUGAGAGCCUUGAUAACUUUUCGACUAUUAGGAGCUUUUUUCCACUUAAAAAAUUAGCGUGACAAAAUUUUGUGUAAAUUCUACCGGAAUUAAAUUUCCUCUAUAAGCAAUAUCAUUCAAGCAAAGAUACUCUCAUGAGACUCUUCUCCUUAAUGACGUCAUUGAACCUUAACGACUAUUAAAUCUUGUAGACAAUCUCCCUUUCCAUCAUGUCUCUGUUCCAUCCCCGACUUUACAAUUGUUUUGUAACAAUGACAUUUUAUUGUCACAAUUCUUUCAUCUGAGUUUUAUUAUUUUUCCUUUUUGGGGAGAUAAGAAUAUAAACCAAAUGACAUUUUAAUCUACUAUGAAUCUCAAUUUGAUGCUAGAAUCCAACUUGAAAUUUUUUCUGCGAUGAAACUUCUAUACGACAAAAAAAUCAUUUUUCAAUUAAAAAAUUUGAACUUAAUUAGUGGAUAUAAAAUUAUGAUGUUAGAAAGGAAUGGAUGAAGUGGAUGACUAAGGUGUAUUUUUGUAGAAUAAAUUUGGGAAAAAUGCAAUCCUACAAAACAAUCCUCUCCCUCAUAAUGGGGAACUUAAAAUUGCAGUAGUUCUCAACCUAUGUUCUGUAACACACAUCAAUUCCGCGUAAAAAUCCUAGAAAGAUCUACUAGGUCACAGAAUGAUGAACAUGACUUUAUUGUAAAAUUUGAGCAACACUACAAUUGUGUAUCGUGGAUAAAAGUUUGAGACACACUGUUCAAUAACCAUAGCUAUUGAAUUUUAACUGAGAGCAACCUUAAUAUUUUUAAAAAUGAUCCCCAACGAUUCAAAAAUCCCUCAAAAUAACAACUGCUUGCAUAACCUCAUUUUAUUCUACAAAAAUGCACUCAAAAAAACUAAUUUAAAUAAUUAAUGACAAAAUUACACACAGAGAAACACAAAAACGAUGCUGUUUUGAGAAAAAGCUGUUCCCAUUGCAACAAGAAAAAAUUGUAAAUUUAUCAAAAUGGAUGGGCAGCAGCUGUUUAUUGAGAAAUAAAGUUUACAUAAAAUACAUAAGGUUUAAAUACAAAAUUCAUUGCAAAUAAUUUUUAAAAAAACGAAUUUUUAAAUGCUCGGUAAGCAAAUGGCUGUUGGGGGUCUUGUGUGAAUUAUUUGGAGCUCUCUAAAGCAAUGAUGUCUAACUCUUCGGCCGUAGCCAAACAAAUUUUUGGUAUAUCCCACGAAUUUAAUGAUGUGUUCCGUUUUGGUCAUGGCUUACCACCAAGUGUGCCGUGGCACGUAAAGAUGAUACCGCAAAGGAGGUUCUGACCCCAAUAAUGAUGGUUUUCUUAUUGUGGCCAGUGAGUUUAAUUACGAUCAAUUAGAAUCAUGACACUAUUGACCAUUUCAUGACAGCUACUUUAGUCAUCGACCUUAGUAGGAUCCCCAACAACCAUUUGCUUACCUCGAUUAAAUACGCUAAUAUUUGAGGCCGAAGAAUUUAAAUGAUAAUGAUAAUUAGGGAUAAUCUUUUAAUGGCAAAAGAGCAAUUCGGUAUGGCCUGAUAAGAGACUGAUUUUUCAUGACAAAAAAAUUGUACUCAUAAGAAGAAAAAAAUUAAAUGAAAAAUUAUUGGCCGUUGAAAAUUUAUUUAAGUGUUGAAAAAAUUCACAUAUUUAAAAUUUUUGGUUUUAAAAGACAUGCAAAUUUAAGUUUAGGAUGAUAUUAGAAGUAAUCGAGUUUGACAUGCACAUGAUAUUGUAGUUUGGCGAAUUUUAAUGGUAAAAUUGAUGAAUCUGAAAGUUAAGUUUUUGCAGACUAAAUCUGAUGAAAUAAUAAAUUUGCUAUUAUUUUUUUUGACAUAUUUGACGAGAUGACAACUUCAAUCCCCUAGAACAAUACAAUUCCUAAAAAACAAAUCCUAUGAGUACGAGAAAGUCUAACUUCCGAUAACAAUUGCUAUAUGUAAUAAAAUAAAUGAUAAAGAAAAAAUAUAGAAACUUUAUGGAUCAAAUAGAUGUAACACAACAAUAGAACCAAUAGAUGUUUAAUAGACAGUUACUAAUUAUUGGAAUCAGUCCUUAAUCGACAUCAAAUAUUGCACUUGAAAAUCUUUUUCUGUUGCCUAUUAUUCUAACUCUACGGGUACACAAUAAAUCUUGAAAAUGAAGCAAAUAUUAUAUAAAAAUGAUGUAGAUGACUAAUGAGUAGCUAGUCCUUAAGACCUUGAUAACUUCUUAUUUGUGUUUAAAUCAAUUUUCGUUUAAUUUAUUAUUUUGGGCUGGAAUUUUUUCAUUUGAGGGUGAAAUUUUAAUUUUUUUUGUAAAGUUUUGAAAUUGUUGGCAAAAUUUUUGAAAUUUUUCCACAAUUUUCUGCAAUUUUCUCAAAAAAAAAUCCAAUUUUUUCCUCAAUUACAAAUUUUCCAAACAAACUUGUUGAAAAAAAGUAAAAAAAAAACUUCUGUGAUAAAUUUCCAUUUAAAACAUUAUAAAAAUUGGAUAAAAUUUUUACUAUUGAUUGUUAAUGAAUAAAGCACUAAGCUCCAUGCUGGAUCCUACUAUUUAGAAAAAUUAGAAAACUGCGCUUAACAAAAUCUGAAGCAAUAUUUUGCUUAAUUUAUAUUUUUGCGAAUUUUCUAGACAUUUUUACUUAUUCAUGGUGUUGCUCAACAAAGCAAAUAAUUAGGCAUGCAAUAAGUUUGAGUCCUUCCUCUAUUUUAUGCCCUAUUAAAGUGUCUUUAAAGUUAUAUACAGUACAUUAAAUCUACGUAAGGUACGUUUUAUGGAAACUUAAAAGUUUAUAAAGAUAAAAGCUGAGAAAUUUUUAGAGUUGUUUUAAGGUUUGAGUUCUUUUUGAAAAAUUAAAUCAAAUUUCUAUUUGCAGAGACAUUUUUGACUCAAUAUAUUUGGUAUAAAUUUAUAAAACCUAUGUUUCUGCAAAAUUGUAAGUUUCAGAAUAUUAUAUUGUUUUUAAAAAAGCUCUGAUUUUGUUUUCAGUCAAGAUAAUCAAUUAGUAAACUCAAAACCAAGCAACCGAAGGUUUGCAGACAUUAAAGGGAAGGAGAAGGAAAGUUUUAAUAAAUUAAAAUUGUAGAAUUAUUUUGAUUUUUAUUUGAGAAUAGUUUUUAAUGAAUGGUCAACCCUAAUUGGAAUUUCAAUAUGUCGUAGCCAGUAAUUCGUAAUUUUUGAGGGGUGUGUGGUUGAUUUUUUGUGUGUGGACGGAUCCCCUCGACCCUCGAGUUUUAACAGCUAUAUAAAUUUUAUUUUUUAAUCUCUGCUCAACUUUUAAAUUUCCAUAAAAUCCAAAAAAUCGAUAAGACCAACAACACAUUUCAGUCAGCUAUAAAUGAGCUAUUAAAUUUUAUGAAUUUGAUCACUCAUAUUGAUAGAAAAUUAGAUAAAAGGAACUUCCUAAUUUUAUCGUUGUUGAAAUUACCACACAUCAAUUUAUUUACUUUGCGAAGAAGAAGAUAAAGCUUUUAAAAGCCAUAUUCUUGGAAAUUACAUUACAC
Messenger RNA from Chironomus riparius, 12123 nucleotides. NCBI's taxonomy places the organism in Eukaryota, Metazoa, Arthropoda, Insecta, Diptera, Chironomidae. The record is from the annotation of a GenBank genome assembly.